Molecule: messenger RNA, 1917 nt
Organism: Brenthis ino (lesser marbled fritillary)
Lineage: Eukaryota; Metazoa; Arthropoda; Insecta; Lepidoptera; Nymphalidae
Source: the annotation of a GenBank genome assembly
AUGAACCCUUCCAAUAAACGAAUGAAUAAUAUGGACAGUGACCAAUUGUUGAAGAGAGUAAAAAAAGAAUGCAACUAUGGAGAAUCAUGCUAUAGACUAAAUCCUGCUCAUUUUAGGGAAUUCAGCCAUCCACAUUUAGAAGCUAUAUUGGACACUUACAGUGGUACAGGAGAUUAUAAUAUUCCAGAGAAGUACAGUUUGCAGAAAAAUAUGAUUGUUGAUCAAUUAAAUGUUAUUGUAGAGAAAAAGUUUUAUGUACCUAAAGGAAAAUGUACAAAUGAUAGCAGUGUUGCCAAUACAUCUCAAAAUAAUCAAGAAUCAAGUAAAAAUAUACAAAUAAGAAAUUCAGAAUCGAAAACAAAUAAUACAAUAACCAAUCAGAGUCAAGGGACCAGUCGUGUUUCACAUGUUGAAAAUCAAUCUUCUGUCACACAGAGUAAAGAGAGUUUAAAAACAAAUGAAAUGUCACAGAGUAAAAAUACUAAUAAAAAUGAAACAAGUUAUAAAAGGCAAAAAAGCAAAUCACCUACGCCAGGCUUAGAAGUUAGAAUAAGAGAUUCAGAUUACCGACCAAUUGUGCCCCCAACGAAACGUCCAGAAGAGUUCCUAAAAGUCGUAUUACCUCGGGGCAGAAUGGCAUUAAAACAUGAACAAAGUGCCCCAUACCAUAUAUUUUAUACCACUAUAAAUGAUUCUAAACCGACACACACGCAGCCUUUCUCUAUCACUUUUCUAGAACUGCUAGAUCAAAGUCUUGGGGAGCUAAAGUGUUCAUUGCAAAUAAAUUUUAUGGUGGACGUUAGCUGGUUGCUGGCACACUAUUACUUUGCUGGCUAUAGUGCAAAAAAACUAACAAUUCUCUAUGGUGACGAUUGCGGGCAAGAUUUGAAAAAUAUAAGCAAAAAGAAACCGAAUGUUGAAGCGCAUUAUGUGAAUAUGGCAACACCGUUUGGGACACACCACACGAAAAUGAUGCUUUUAUGCUAUGAAGAUGGGUCGAUGAGGGUGGUAGUGUCUACUGCCAACUUGUAUACCGACGACUGGGAGAAUAGGACGCAAGGUCUAUGGCUCAGCCCCCGAUGUCCAGAACUGCCCCCAGACUCUAUGCCCCACGACGGGGAAUCCCCGACGAUGUUCAAGAAGAGUUUGAUUAGAUAUCUGGGGCACUAUCAUUUGCCACAACUUGUCUUUUAUCUGGACAGAGUUAAGAGAUGCGAUUUUAGUCAAAUAAAUGUGUUCCUAGUCUCAUCAGUUCCUGGGUCACAUUUCGAUAUGGAUUUUGGUAUGACGCGUGUGGGAUCACUUUUACGUCAACACUCCCUCGGGGCUUGGCCUUUGUGCGCUCAAGCGAGUAGCAUCGGCAGUUACGGGGCGAAGCCUAGCUUAUGGCUGACCGGUGACUUCCUUCAUCAUUUCACAAAAACAAAAGAUCAGCCCCAAACAUUGACUCAACCAGCCCCAUUGAAAAUCAUUUACCCGUCUCUAGAAAACGUUAAGCAAUCCCACGAUGGCAUCCUCGGCGGGGGCUGCCUUCCGUACGGAGCGAAUGUGAACAACAAACAGUUGUGGCUGAAAGAGUUUCUAUACCAAUGGCGAUCAACAUCUAUACACCGUAACAAGGCGAUGCCUCAUAUAAAGUCAUACACUCGAGUGUCGCCCGACAACAAGAUGGCGUCGUACUUUCUACUUACCUCAGCAAAUAUCAGUAAAGCUGCUUGGGGUUCGAUAAAUAAAGGAAAUAAAGCGUUAAGAAUUAUGAGUUAUGAAGCCGGAGUGUUGUUUUUGCCGAAGUUUGUGAUCAACCAAGACUACUUUCCGUUGGAAGAAAAUCUGAAGGACCGUCUCAUUUUGCCUUACGACGUUCCUCCUGUAAAAUAUACAAGCGAUAUGUCACCGUGGGUUUCUGAUUAUUUGAAU